CCCGACACAGAGGACGCGCCCUGCCCUAGCUCGCUAUAUCUCGCCCCUCCUCCACGCGCCGCCUCCAAGAACUGUAUACCACCACGCAUCAAUCACACGCCGCACGCCGACGCCGAUUGGUUGAUUUGAUUGAUUGAUUGGGCAAGAGGAGGAGGAGGAAGGGGAUUGUUUGCUGCUGCUGCUGCUCCAGAGCUCGCCGGAGCCGCGGUGGCUGCAGCGCUCGACGGCGGGGAAGAGGGGUCGCGGGCGGCGCGGCUGCACUCGUUCUUCGCCUCGGUGAUCUCCGGGAUCUUCGGCCAGGGCGAGGAGGAGGAGGAAGGGGAGAUGGCGACACGCAGCCAGAACGUCGCUGCCGCUCCGCAGCCGCCGCAGAACAGAGGCAAUGUUGCCGCUCUGGGAAAGCAGAAGGCCGUCGUGGCCGGCAGGCCCGACGCGAAGAACCGGCGAGCCCUUGGCGAGAUCGGCAACGUCAUGAACGUCCGCCUACCGGAAGGCAAGCCUCUGCAGCAGGCGCCGGCCGGCCGCACCGCCAACUUUGGUGCCCAACUGCUGAAGAACGCGCAGGCAAAUGCUGCGGCAAACAAGCAGAAUGCAGUUGCACCUGCUGCCGUGGCGAGGCCUGCGCAGAGGCAGGCCAGGAAGGCGCCUGUCAAGCCCGCGCCUCCUCCGCCCGAGCAUGUCAUCGAGAUCAGCUCUGAUUCUGACCAGAGCAUGAGGCAGCAGUCGGAGGGCAGCGCCAGCUCUGUCCGCAAGUGCUCGAGGAAGAAGGUCAUCAACACCCUCACCUCCGUGCUCACUGCACGAUCAAAGGUUGCCUGUGGAAUCACUGACAAACCUCGAGAAGUGAUUGAGGACAUUGACAAGCUCGACGGUGACAAUGAGCUGGCUGUGGUGGACUAUAUUGAGGAUAUCUACAAGUUCUACAAGGUCGCUGAGAACGAGUGCCGCCCGUGUGAUUACAUCGACACCCAGGUGGAGAUCAAUUCCAAGAUGAGGGCCAUCCUGGCAGACUGGAUAAUUGAAGUGCAUCACAAGUUUGAGCUCAUGCCAGAGACCCUAUACCUCUCCAUGUAUGUCAUCGACCGGUACCUCUCGAUGCAGCAAGUGCAGCGGAGGGAGCUGCAGCUGGUAGGUGUCUCUGCCAUGCUGAUAGCUUGCAAGUACGAGGAGAUUUGGGCCCCAGAGGUGAACGACUUCAUCUUGAUAUCAGAUAGUGCAUACACUAGGGAACAGAUUCUUGCAAUGGAGAAGGGGAUUCUGAAUAAGCUUCAGUGGAAUCUCACCGUUCCUACAGCAUAUGUCUUCAUUAUGCGCUAUCUGAAGGCGGGGGCGUCUGCAGAUAACAAAAGUGACAAGGAGAUGGAGCACAUGGCCUUCUUCUUCGCUGAAUUGGCACUGAUGCAGUACGGGCUGGUGGCAUCCCUGCCUUCCAAGGUUGCUGCCUCUGCUGUCUAUGCAGCCAGGCUCACCCUGAAGAAGAGCCCUCUAUGGACUGACACUCUCAAGCACCACACUGGAUUUACCGAGUCACAGCUAUUGGACUCUGCAAAGCUUCUUGUUACCUCGCACUCUACUGCCCCUGAGAGCAAGCUGAGGGUUGUGUACAAGAAGUAUUCCAGUGAGCAGCUUGGAGGAGUGGCACUUCGCUCACCAGCAGUGGAACUCUGCAAAUAAAUGGAGAUUAGCUUUGUCUCGUAUUUCGUUUGCUUAUUUGGUUUAGAGUGCAAUGGAAGGCGAGUCUGACAUUCAUUAGGCGUUUGCUUGUUUUGGAGUCAAGAAAGUUUGGAAUCUUGACACGCUUGCUAUGACUUCUAAUGGCCAGGAUUUGGCCUUUAUGUGAUAAUACACCUUGGUGUAUAUAAACUGUCAUCUGAAUCUUAUCAAUAACGGUUCUUGAUAAGUAUGAAUGAUGAUCGAAUUACAUGUUUGCAUACAACAA
This is a messenger RNA of Oryza sativa Japonica Group (Japanese rice), 1939 nucleotides long. NCBI's taxonomy places the organism in Eukaryota, Viridiplantae, Streptophyta, Magnoliopsida, Poales, Poaceae. The record is from RefSeq and is a predicted model, not a curated record.